This is a messenger RNA of Notodromas monacha, 1671 nucleotides long. Lineage: Eukaryota; Metazoa; Arthropoda; Ostracoda; Podocopida; Cyprididae. The record is from the annotation of a GenBank genome assembly.
AUUUCCUGUAGAAAGUUCUGUGACGUGUUCCCUUUGCCAGAUGAACUGAUGUGGAAGGUUGUGAUUGACUUUCCUUCAUAGCUGUGCUUUUCGUUAAAAAAUGAGACCCCCUCCCUCGUUCGGUCUGUUGUUCGAUAUCGAUGGGGUCCUUGUUCGUGGAAAGAAAGUUUUGCCUGUAGCCCCGAAAGCCUUUAGCAAAUUAAUCGAUGGAACUGGUAAUUUUCGGGUCCCUACUGUCUUCCUCACAAACUCCGGAAACUCGCUGCGUUCCCAAAAAGCGCAGCAGUUGACAAAAUGGUUGGGAGUACCUAUUCACGAGGAUCAAGUCGUCAUGGCGCAUUCUCCUCUGAGAAUGUUCAAAGAAUUUCACAACAAGAAAGUUCUCGUCAGUGGCCAAGGUCCUGUGCGUGAGAUUGCCGCGAAUUUGGGCUUCAAGCACAUUGUCACGAUAGACGAGUUCAGUAAUGCUUUUCCUAUGUUGGACUCUUUGGAUCACAAUAGAUCACCGAGAGAGCCCAAUCCACACGAAGAGCGCUUUCCAGCUAUUGAAUCUGUCGUGCUUUUUGGUGAACCCAUUAGAUGGGAGGUUAGUCUUCAGCUGAUCGUUGAUGCUUUGACCACAAAUGGAAAACCAUGUCCGCCUUUGCCGAAGAAGCUUCCUUACCCGCACAUACCAAUACUUGCGUGCAAUACAGAUCUCCACUGGAUGGCGGAGGCCUGCUUGCCCCGGUUUGGACAUGGGGCAUUCUUGGUUUGUUUAGAGAAUUUGUACAAGAAAAUAACAGGACACGAAUUGAUUUACACAGCGCUGAUCGGUAAGCCAUCGGAGAUUACGUAUCAUCAUGCUGAACGCAUGGUUUUGGAACAUGCAAUUUCAAUCGGUUGUCCUGGUGCUGUGAAGACGUUGUACUGCAUUGGGCAAGUUUCGCGUUCUCAUACUCUUGCAAGAGUAGAAUAUGUGUGCAAUAUUUUUAAAUUUUCUGGAGACAACGUGAAUACCGAUAUAUUCGGUGCUAAUUUGUACGACAAGUACUUGAGGAGAGUUUGGUCUGGAAAAAACAAGCCAGCUCGACAGUCGAUUUUGCAGAUUGCUCGUCGCGGUGUUCAUCAUUUUAUUGAAGAUGAAGACGGCCCCCAGAGUUCCGAUUUCACGGCCGAGCGUUGCUACAGCAUCCUAGUACAGACUGGGGUAUUCGGUGACCACACCAUGAGCGAUAGUGAACAUUCUCCACGCGACUUUUUGCCAGUGGAAGAGUCGUUGCGCCAGCCCAACUUCGUCAGCGAGAACGUUUAUCGCGCUGUUGAAUUGGUGUUCGAGCGCGAAAAGUUUGCGUAAGACCAUCUUUUGAAAGAUUUUUUUCUGCGAAACUGUGUCGCGUUUACCUCAAGAAGUCAGCAUAGCGGUUUUCAGCUACCGUUUUUGCGUCCGAUGAUGAAUCUCGACCCCGGUUGAUAUGACAAGAUGAUCUUGUUUAUUAGUGAAACGGUGAAAAGAGCGGUAUACCGUGUGGUCUGGAGUGCAGCCUGUGAUCAAACGAAUUACCUGCGAGAUUUACACCGUUUAUCUGCAUCACGUUAUGGGCUGAACCUGACCUUGCUCGAGUCCAUCAUGGGUAUUUGUUGUGAAACAUUCGUUUCGGUGCGUUAGGGAUUAAAUGAGCUUUUUGUGUA